Molecule: messenger RNA, 1879 nt
Organism: Ochotona curzoniae (black-lipped pika)
Lineage: Eukaryota; Metazoa; Chordata; Mammalia; Lagomorpha; Ochotonidae
Gene: GNAI1
Product: G protein subunit alpha i1
Exons: 8
Coding region: 238-1302 (354 amino acids)
Biological process (GO): adenylate cyclase-modulating G protein-coupled receptor signaling pathway
Cellular component (GO): heterotrimeric G-protein complex
Molecular function (GO): GTPase activity; GTP binding; G protein-coupled serotonin receptor binding
Source: RefSeq, a predicted model, not a curated record
CGGGGAGUCGGCGACUGUGGGGCGUGGAGCCAGGGGGUGAUUGCAACCCGGGUGCAAGGGGCACUACAAGAGGAGGUGGUGGUGUGGUCCAAGUCGGGGCGCGCGGCCCCCCAACUUCCCUACCCGGCUCCCCCGCCCCCCCACACCCCCGCCUCCAGGAGCCAGGGCUUUGCGCAAACCAGAGGCGGGCGUGGAAGGGAGCGUGGAGGCGAGCGGGAGCUGUGGGCUGUCUGCACCAUGGGCUGCACGCUGAGCGCCGAGGACAAGGCGGCGGUGGAGAGGAGCAAGAUGAUAGACCGCAACCUGCGCGAGGAUGGCGAGAAGGCGGCGCGUGAGGUCAAGCUGCUGCUGCUGGGUGCUGGUGAAUCUGGGAAAAGCACAAUUGUGAAGCAGAUGAAAAUCAUCCAUGAAGCCGGCUACUCGGAAGAGGAGUGCAAACAGUACAAAGCCGUGGUCUACAGCAAUACCAUCCAGUCCAUCAUCGCCAUCAUCAGGGCCAUGGGACGGCUCAAGAUAGACUUCGGCGAGUCUGCUCGGGCGGAUGAUGCCCGCCAACUCUUUGUGCUUGCUGGAGCUGCUGAAGAAGGCUUUAUGACUGCAGAACUCGCUGGAGUGAUAAAGAGAUUGUGGAAGGAUGGUGGUGUGCAAGCCUGUUUCAACAGAUCCCGGGAGUACCAACUUAAUGACUCGGCAGCGUACUAUCUGAACGACUUGGACAGAAUAGCCCAAUCCAAUUAUAUUCCAACACAGCAAGACGUUCUUAGAACUAGAGUGAAAACCACAGGCAUUGUUGAAACCCACUUCACUUUCAAAGAUCUCCAUUUUAAAAUGUUUGAUGUGGGAGGACAGAGAUCAGAGCGGAAGAAGUGGAUCCACUGCUUCGAGGGAGUGACCGCUAUCAUCUUCUGCGUGGCCCUGAGUGACUAUGAUCUGGUCCUCGCUGAAGACGAAGAGAUGAAUCGAAUGCAUGAAAGCAUGAAAUUGUUUGACAGCAUAUGUAACAACAAGUGGUUUACAGAUACAUCCAUUAUCCUGUUCCUGAACAAGAAGGACCUCUUUGAAGAAAAAAUCAAGAAGAGCCCCCUCACCAUAUGCUAUCCAGAAUAUACAGGAUCGAACACCUAUGAAGAGGCAGCUGCGUAUAUUCAGUGUCAGUUCGAAGACCUCAAUAAAAGGAAAGAUACAAAGGAAAUUUACACCCACUUCACGUGCGCCACCGAUACUAAGAAUGUGCAGUUUGUUUUCGAUGCUGUCACAGACGUCAUCAUCAAAAACAACCUCAAAGACUGUGGUCUCUUCUAAGUCUUGCAGUGAAUGGUAAAUUGCAUUUUUCAAACCAAAUGAGUCCUAUACGGAUUUCUCCCUCCUAGAGUCUUGCAGCAACACAAGAAUGUAGGCUAUGGCAAAUGCAUCCGGCACCUCACCAAAGUUAUUCUGUUCUGUUUUUUGUUUGUUUGUUUGGGAUUUUUUUUUUUUUUUUGGUCUCAAAGUAGCAGAAGGACUUUAAGAGUGAAAGCCGGUUCCGCAGUGUGAAGCUGAAGGACGGUGUUAAGCUGGGCUCUAGAAUCUCUUGACUUCUGUGUCUCUGUGUAAAUAUGCAAAUGUCAUGUUCACAUGUAAUUUAUAACUUUACUUUUCCACGUGACUAUUAGAUUUCGCGAGUGGCAACUUUGAGUUGUAGUGUAAUGGCUUUGAAGAUAACAUCACUCUCAAGUACCCUGGGCUGAAGGACCGACCAUGACUGCGUCUGCCAGUUUUGACCGCUUUAUUUAUGUUCGUAUCUUAAGUAUUUUUUGGAGUACAGUAAUUGAUCUGAGGAGAUGUUACAGCCUUGAUCGUGACGACGUGUAUACUUGUGUUCAUACAGAUGUUAUUUGUA